GAAGAAAUGAGAGUCAUUGGGAUGCAGGAGGAAGAGAACGUCUUCUUCAGCAUAUUUUUUGGAAGAUCCAUAUUAGGAUUGUGAAUGAGCUGCACCCACUCCUCAGGAGACUCACAUCUGUUGUCCCCAACCACGCCAUAUCCAUGCCGACGCUCACCAUCCCCGGAGCAACCAGGCGUCGUCAGAGAAGGGUGGCAGUUUAUGAGCCUUUUUCUACGCUGAGAGUUGAGAGAUGCAUCGUCAGUGGAGUGUCCUCGUCGUCACUCUGCUGAGGACGGGGCUUGCGGGCGGCUGCCUAUGUCCACCUGCCACCAUCUUGUCUGAGUUCCCCUCAGAGGCGCCCGCCGCCGGUUGCUGCCUAAACUUCUCCGGCUCCACUUUGGGGCAUGUGCGGUGGUCCUGGCUAACCAACCAGUCCAUCCUGCAGAUUCUGGAUCUUUCCAACUGUAACAUCACCUCAGUGGAGAUGUCAGGCGUGGAGGCCUCCUUGCUGGAAAAGGUUUACUUGGGCCACAACAGAAUCGCAGCUUUGCCGCGGGACUUCCUAGCCGGACAGCCCCGCCUGGAGGAAGUGGAUCUAAGCAGUAACAGACUCGAGGAGCUCCCGGAAGGUUUCUUGCAGGACUCGGACAACCUGCGGAGUUUGCAUUUGCAAGAGAACCAGCUCAGCUUCCUUCCAGCCUCUGUGCUGCAGAGGCCUGCUCUGCAGAGCCUGGAGCUGGAUGGGAACCCUUGGGACUGCUCCUGCUCCUUCCUGGAAGUCCUGGAGAACAGCAAGGAUACAAAGACGGGGGACUUGGUGAGAAACCUGACAUGCAUCUCCCCUUGGAAACUGGCAGGCCGGGUGGUGUGGUCAGUGAGGUUGAGCGACAUGUGUCGCCCAGCCAGCCUCACUGCGCUCUUUAUCGCGCUCCCGCUCCUCAUCCUCUCCACCCUGGUGGUCUGCUGGUGCUGUGGGAGGAAGAGGAAAGAGGCGCUUAUUUUGGGGUCAUCAAAGAAACGGACGUCCGGCUCCCACGGGCCGCCUGCAGGUGGUCAGCAGAUGUCAGCUGACUGCACGGCUUCCAAGCUCCUGAGCAGCACCGCAAACGUCGAUGAAGAGAAGGAAGUCCAGCUGGGUUCUGUGGAGUCUCUCCACCCAGGAUCCUGCUGCUCAGAUGGGAAGCCUAGCAGGUCUGAGCUGGACUCAGUCAGCGUGUCGGAGGUGCUGAAAGACUCGGCGGACCGGGAGAAAGCUUACAUGACUCAGUCCACAGAAUAUUACAGCCUGGUACCGGGAAUCCAGCUGGAUGACUCUGACCAUGGCGAGUGACAAGGUGAAGAUUUAGGAUGUUUGUUUUGGAAACUUAAUACAAUGGAAUCAACCUCUUUAGGUGGAAAACAUGAUUUUAUUGAUAGAUUUGUUUGCAUUUCAAUGCAGUCUGACUUUAAAAAAACUUUAAAUGCAAUACUUUGGUCUGCUGUUUAAUAUAUUUCUGAAGGAAAGGACGCUGUUUGUAUUUGGUCAAAGUUUCACUGUAGAUGUUACAUAUUGAAUUCCAACCACCAUGGCUCAGUUGUAAAUAACUUGUCUGCCUUCUUUUUUGAAGAAUAUGUGCUUGUGGCACCUCCCCAAUAUGGGAGUGUUGUACUCGACAUGCAUUCCCGUUCAACUUGUUUCUUAUCCUUUUCCAUUUGGGAAGUUGGGUAUCAAACUCCCUCGAGUGGAGCCGCGCAAACCAGAAAAGUCAGUGCUUGCUGACAAAGCCCAGCAUGCCAAGUCUUGACAUGAUACACGCACACACGCAUGCUGCUUCAAGGCCCAAACGUGGGGCCUUAUUUUGAGGUGUGUCAAAGUGCGUAAUCCUGCUCCUGCUGUCCGUCAUAUUGUAAAAUGUGCCCACGCUGUUGUUUUUAUAUCAGCCAAUUACUGUCUGAUGUACUUUUCAUUUUCAUAAU
Messenger RNA from Dunckerocampus dactyliophorus (ringed pipefish), 1938 nucleotides. Its product is annotated as leucine-rich repeat-containing protein 38. Gene Ontology annotation, molecular function: protein binding. The transcript is spliced from 3 exons. The record is from RefSeq and is a predicted model, not a curated record. NCBI's taxonomy places the organism in Eukaryota, Metazoa, Chordata, Actinopteri, Syngnathiformes, Syngnathidae. Gene Ontology annotation, cellular component: plasma membrane. The coding region runs from base 233 to 1312 and encodes 359 amino acids.